AUAAUUAGCUCUUUUAAGUUUCUACAAUAGAGGUUGAACUUUCAAUAUCUUACAAUGUUUAAUAAAUUCAAAACAAACAAACCGGCGUAUGAUUAUGCGUUAUUCUAGUUUUAUAUCAGGUUCAGAAUGCAACUUACCUUUACUGUCUCUAACUGUGCUUUUUCUAGAACUAUGAUUAGUCGUUUUUCUUGAUUUCUUAUGUGUCCUGGAGCGGCUAAAUGUUUCGGAGCAGGAUCGAAUUCGAAUUCUUCCUCAUCAUUUUUCCUUUUCUUCCCCAUGACUAAAAUUACUUAACUAACUACCACGAACUAAGUUUGUUGACUACUGAGGACAGUCACGUGCUUGUAACCUCCAUUCCAUUGAGAAGGUCAACCUUGGCCAAUGAUAUCUAUACAUAAAUUUCUUUUUGGGCGGUUUAACAAUAAAAUCAAGGAAGAUAUGUCAAUCGAAAUAAUUUAUAUAAACUUGGUUUAAAUAUUAAAGAUUUCCAUUUAAUGUUAAUUACUUCCCAAUUGAAUUAUUUUUUUUAGUUUUUGAUUAUUGUAAUGCAACCAAAAAUGUUGGUCUGAGCCUGAGGCAGGUUUCGGGUUGGAUUGGAAUUCCAACGAUUUUGUUCAUAUCGUUUGAGUUCGGGUGUAAUGGCUGUAUUUGUAUUUUUAUUUAAUAGAUAGCCGUAAUUUUGGUGAAAUGGCAUUUCUUUGUCCCGUCAGAAUACGUAGAGGAAAGAAAAAGAAAGCUGGGUCAACUAGUGAUUUGGAAAAGGAUGUGGUACGUGCCCCUGGAAUGGGGAGAAUUACAGGUAGCGCUUCAAUUGAAACUCUAGUUAGAGUUGGAAUAGAAAAGGAAAAUGGAUUGUCCCCUGACAGUAAGAUGGUUGUUCUCCAUGAUUUUACUCCCUGCGUUGAUGAUGAACUGGAAGUUAAAAGAGGGCAGGUGGUCAAUAUCUUAUAUAGAGAAAAUGAUUGGGUUUACGUCAUAGCUGCAGACAGUAGACAAGAAGGAUUUAUUCCACAUUCGUAUUGCACUCCAUAUAACUCUCAAUUAGGUGAAUUGGCUAUGAACAAUGUCAAGAAGAAAUUGCCAAGAACUGUGAAUGAAGGAGAAAUUGAUCAACCACCGGAAACACGUGCUGGUGGCAAUGAAACCUCUGACUGUGAAAGUUAUGGAAAAAAAAUCAAUAAUACUGUCAGUCAACAGACUCAAAAUAUUACUAGCUCUCAAGCAUCUCUACAUAGCGCUGCCUCAUCUCAGACUGAAGUUCAUCCAUUUUUCAAGGACCCUUCGGGAAGAUAUAUAGUUCUUUACACAUUUAUUGCAAGAGAUGAAAAUGAUGUAAGUGUUGAAAGAGGUGAAUUUGUUACUGUAUUGAACAGGGAAGACCCCGACUGGUUUUGGGUAAUCAGAUCUGAUGGACAGGAGGGCUUUGUACCUUCAGGUUUUGUAUAUCCUGCUGAUGUUAUACAAGGUCAUAUUAAUCAAAUGAAUAAUAAUCAACCUGUAAAUAAUACUAAUACUGGUAGAACUCAAACUGCUACCCAUCAGUUGACACCUGCUGGUAAUGAUGAUCUGAGGUAUCAUGGCACUGAACUAGUAAUGCUUUACGAUUAUAAAGCUCAGGCACCUGACGACCUCUCUGUCAGGCGAGGAGACUGGAUUUAUGCAGACCUGAAUAACCAAACAGUAGAUGGUUGGCUUUGGGCUUAUGCUCCCAAAACCAGAAAGUAUGGUUUUAUACCAAAAGCAUAUGCAAGACCACCAGCAAUGACAAGCUUAUAACCAAUUUACCUUUUUUUAUAGUUCCAUAGUUACUCUUUAUGUACAAAUUUGAACUCUUCAUUUUCUCUUUGAAACGUGUUAUAUAUUUAUAUAUAUGUGUUAUUUAUUCUACCUUAUCGUUUAUUUAUAAAUAGAAACAUUCAUUCAUCCUAGCUUUAUGUGCUAUAUUUAUAUUUAUUGACUUAAAUUUGGGUGAUAUGUUGAAUAUUAUAUUUUUAUAUUAAAAAAAAAAUUAUAGCUUAAUUGCUUUUUAUGACAUUUGACAUUAUUUUUAUGUAACGUUUGAUUGCCAAUCUUAUUUCAAAUGAACUGAAAUCUAUGUUUUGGAGAUUUAACAUUUAAGCAUUGGCAUUGCUUUUUUAGUUAAUGGAAUUCAUCCCUAGAUUAAAGAAACUGCUUUGUCUUAAAAAUGAUAUUGAUGUUACAUUAUUCACAAGAAUAUGACAGGAGGGUAAUUGAAACUGCUCUCUGGCUGGAAUUGAGGAUUAUUUUUCAUUUUUCUGUUAAGUUCAAAUCAAUGGCAAUUCAUAAAAUUAUUUUUAAUGACCUGUAGCGUAUCUUGUAAAGGUAUAACAGGAUGUCCAGCGACUGGAAAUUUCCGGAAACCGGGAAUUGUAUGAGAAUUUCUCAUGUAAAAGAAAAAACCGGGAAAGGUGCAGAAGUUUAUAUUUUAAAAAAAAGGAAUUUUUUUUUGUACUCCUUUCGUGAUAAUAUAAAUGAGAUAUUUCUUUUAUAAAAGUAUAUAUACUAUUGUUGGUCGACAACAAUUGAAAAAAAAAAAAUGAUUAACAACUGUUAAUAUGUUUCUUAUUUUAUUGGCAUAGGUAAUAUAACUCCCUUAUGAUUGUAGUUAAAAAAGUUCAUGCUUUUUUCAGUGAUAUUUGGUUAUAUUAGGGUAUUUGGAGAGAGAUUUUAGCUACAGUUAGUUUUUGAUAUUUUUAACAAAUUUCAAAACAUUCGUCAAGAAUUUUUUUAUACAUAUCAAAAAUUAUAAUGCUAAAAAUUAUGGUAUCAGCAGAUUCUGCUUCAAAUUUAUGACAAAUGAAAAAAUUUGAAAAGCUCUUGGUCAAUAAAUAUUGAUUUUACAAAGGAAUACAUAUCAGGUGCAUGCUGGUUUUGAGCGCCUAAUGUCUUCCUAUUUCAAAAGUUUAAUGCCCAUAAUUUUGAAACUAAUCUUUAGAACUGGAUAAAAUUUGGUAUUUUUUACUUACUUAUACAUCUACAAAUUUUCAUUAAAAUCUGAAGGGGGUGGGUGUCAAGUUGAUUUUUUUCUGGUUGGUUUGGCAUGGAAUGACCCAUUAGGUAGGGUCUCAGAUGAGAUGCCUAUUAUACAUUUGUUUUGACCUCGCCUCCAGUAGGAUACCUUUUUUCUUAUCCAAGUCUGCCAAUUUAACUUGCUUUGAUGUUCCCUUCCUUUCUAUUUUGGUUUUCUGCUGGUCAAAACACUUGAUAUAUCAUUUCUUAUCAAUUUCAUGCUUUACAGAUGUGUUAUUGUUUCAUUUUUGAGUUAUUUCUGAAUAUGAAUUUCUCUUUUGAAGUUUAUUUUAUUUUAUUUUAUCGUGACUCCUCCUAAUCUCGGGUCUAUAAGAUGUAGUGGGAAAACGUUGAUCACAACGUAUGUAUUUUAAACAUCUAAAAGCUUAAGCUUGCCUGUAAGUUCAUAGUUAAUAAAUAGUGUCUAUAAGGCCAAAGAAGUAGUCAAAUUUAUGUUAACACUAUUCUUACAAAAGGAACAUGUCUUCUAUAUUAUACUCUGCCUGUACCACCUUUUAAAUCUCAAUUUUAUUUUGACAUUUUUCCUUUGCCAGGAAAUAGUGGAAGUGGUUCAGAUAUAAGCAAAUGAAUUAAUUGGUUCUUUAAAUAAAAAAAAUAUAGAGGUAGGCAUGAUCUUAAGGAAAUUAAAUAAGUAAUGAUGUAAAUAAAUAAAAAAGUAAUUAUUUUAACUCCUAGGCACACAAAACUUGAACUCAUUGUGAAAAUAAGACUUAUUAUGUGUAACAUCAUACAACCUCGCACCUCUCUACCUCGUGUAACUUAGUAUUUUAAGUUACAACGAAUAUAUUCUUAUUUUUCCUCUCAAGAUCAUUCCUCACCUUCAACUCUCGAAGGUCUGUUAUUAACUAUUAUGAGAUAAGAGGUGAGUGAUCAGUUAAAGAACUAAUUAAAUGAUAUAACUUUUUUCUCUGGAUAAAGAAUCAGUGAUUCUGGGGAAAAAAAAAUAGUAGCACCUUUCAAUGAAUUGCAAUUUGAAUACUUUUGCCCUUCACUAACUUUCUUCUAUCCCUUGCUGUACUUCCUUCCUCCAUUAUAUUUAUAUUAGAUAUAGAAUAAAACAACUUGAUAAAUUAAACCUUAUUGAUUAAAGGAAACAUUUUUGAAUUCACAAGGCCUAUUUAAUUCUUGAACAGAAGAAAAAGUUAAUUCAGCAAGAAUGGUAUAUUAUGCUAUUUUAUGUAAUACAUUAUUUUUGUUGUAGUAAUUAUUUAAAUAUUUCUAUAUAUAAAAAUCAUGUCAAAUGUCAUUAUAGGAUUAUGUUUGGAAAUUAAUUUUAAAUCUUUAUUAACAUUGAUGGUACAAAUUAUAUAUUUAAACUAAUUUUAGUAUUAUUAAUUUUAAUCGUACGUCUCCUACAGACGAUAUGGUGCUAGGGACUAUGUAUUUAUACGUUGUAACAUUCUUUUAAUUUUAAAAAAUAAUGGGAGGAUAUAUGUUAUAAUGUUGUAUGAUUGUAUGUUAGCACCAGUUGUUCUCAUUUAGUAUGUCAAAUCUUACUAUUUUUAUGCUAAAAAGAGAAUUGAGGGCAUUUAUUUGCUAAUAAUCAAUCGAAUGUACAAUUAGAUCAUAAGACUUAGUACAGUAAUUGAAGUACUGUUAGUAUUAUAUCAAAAUGAGAUAAAUCUUUAUCCUAUAUAUUUUAUACAUGCCAUUAGUUUAGUUCAAUGUCUGGCUUCGAGUUAGAUACGGUACUGUUCUUUGUGAAAGGUUGUUUAACUAAAGAUUGUAUCAUGAUAUUUUUGUUAAUUAUUACUUGAUGAAAGGAUCUACUGAAGGAAAGCUUUCAUAUCCAAACAUUUAUAGUUUCGUGCUUUGUACAGUUAUGUAUAUAUAUAUUUAUGAUUGAUUUAUUUUUGUCAUUUUAAUUUUUAUAUACUUAUUUAUUAAUUUUUUUUUAUGUAUGGCAUAGUAGUCUGUAUUUUUAUGUUUUGGAGACCACUUUAUGUUCAUAUCUUGAUUAUAUUGUUUAUCCUUUUUCAUAAUAUUCCUGCAAUUUUUUUUUAAUUUAUACAUAUUUAAUGGUCAAAAUAUAUUUUACGGUACUCCAUUAACAGAAAGUGUAUUCUUAGGUAUGAAAGCUCUUCUUUAAAAAGAUCAUCAAACAGUAGUAUGUUAAUUGAGAUUAAUUACCUAUUAGCUUUAAUUAUUCUUGGCAUUUUUUUCUCUGUAAUACUAAUUUAAUUUGUGGGCAUUCUUAUUGUUGGAAUGUUUUAAAUGAAACAAAUUUAUUUUUGUUUAAUUAUUAUGCCUAAAUAUGAAACGAGAGUUGGAUAUGUUAUUGUAAGUUCUUAAAAGUGCCAAUAUUGGAAUCGAUGCUUGCCAUAUUAUUUGUUUGUUAUUAGCAGUUUCAGUAACUUUACCGUCCUUAGAGCUAUUCUUGAUUUUAUUGAUGUUAUUUUUAUUUUUCACAAAGAUUUUAGUAAACUUAGAUGGAUAUGUUUUAAUGUAUUUUUUUUUUUUUUUCAAGAAAUGAAUCUUAUGAAAAUGUCUCUUUUAUUUUUGUAUCAACUGAAAUAAACAUUCAAAUAUAAUUUAUAUAUUUUUAUCCUUA
This is a messenger RNA of Nezara viridula (southern green stink bug), 5602 nucleotides long. Lineage: Eukaryota; Metazoa; Arthropoda; Insecta; Hemiptera; Pentatomidae. The record is from the annotation of a GenBank genome assembly.